Molecule: messenger RNA, 5081 nt
Organism: Eriocheir sinensis (Chinese mitten crab)
Lineage: Eukaryota; Metazoa; Arthropoda; Malacostraca; Decapoda; Varunidae
Exons: 2
Coding region: 490-4038 (1182 amino acids)
Biological process (GO): ubiquitin-dependent protein catabolic process; mRNA processing; protein ubiquitination
Cellular component (GO): nucleus
Molecular function (GO): ubiquitin protein ligase activity
Source: RefSeq, a predicted model, not a curated record
GGGACACGCACACGGACGCACACGGGGACGGACAUAGAAUCAUACAGACUCAAAAAACGUACAUACAGACUUAGGAAAACACACACAGACGCACACAGACUUAAAUACAUACACAGAAACGAAGAAAAACACACACAGACAUAAAAUUCAUCACACACACAGACAUACACUCAUACACACACGUACACAGACAGACACAGACUCAAAAAACAGACACACAAGAGACACAGAUACAUACACUCAUUCGCACACACAAACAAACAUUCACACACAAAAAACGUACACAGGCCCAAAAACGCACACACACAGACUUAAUAUAACAGACACAGACUUACACAGACUUAUCACCUGAAGAAGAGACGAAACAGCAAGGAUAUUUUUCUUAAUUACUUUACCUGUGGAUCAUCAAAGGUGAAAUCAAGAAAAAGUAGAAGAAGUAGAAGAAAAAUAGAAGAAGAAAGUGAAGAAAACGAAGAUAAAAAGUGACCAAUGGUGCGACACGUAAUGGUGGUGAUGGAGGUGAUGAUGGUGCUGAUGGUGGUGGUCAUAAUGGUGGGGGUGGAGGGGGUGGCCACGCCCCUCCGAGCCCCCGUCACUGGCUACGUGGGAGUCUCCUCUGACAGGCAGACGGUGCUGGUUGACCUCUCCAAGCCGCCCCCCCAACCCAAGUCCCCUUCCAUACCCCUCCCCCACUCACACACACCCUCCACUAACCUCCCCCGCUCUAAACCCCCCUCCACUCUCCUUCCCCGGCCCUCCACCCCCUCCAAUAUGCCCCUGCCCUCCCAGCCCCCCGCCAACACCUCCACGCCCCCAGCCUCCCCAGGAGUAUCAGAGGGCCCCGGUAAGGUUCAAUCCCCCCAGACUGCUCGGCUAAGGGGGGGCAGAUACCCCCUCCAGCGACUCCGCCAGCAGAGGAGGGACGGGAAGGGGGAGUGGCGGAGGCGUGGUGCCGGGGCGGUGAUGGGGGACAGGAGGAUGCGGCCGAGUGGGGGGCGGAAGGGGAGCACGACGUCAGGGAGGAGGAGGUACCUGGCAGGGGCGCGGCGAAGGGUGGGGCAGGGCAAGGACCCCCUGCAGCACCUCCAGCACCGCUUCGCCGUGCCGCACGCCCCACCCACAGGCAAACGCGACGACUUCCUGUCCCGCUGGCACGACACCUACAGCGGCAGCCACCAACGGCCCCUCGCCGCCCCCGCCGCCGCCGGCACCACCGCUGUCCUGGUGCCCUCCUCCACAGGCCCCACAUUCACCCAGCCCCCCACGCCCCCCACGCCUGCCUCCGUGCCCCCCGCCGCGGCAGCCUCAGUGCAUGACAUGACCAGCCGCCACUUCAAUGCCGCCAACACCACCACCUCAAACACAACCACCACCAACAACAACUCCUCUACCACCAAGCCCCAUGUGAUUCGUGCCGGCGGCCAGCGGCCUCCCAGCCUCUCUUUGGUGUCCUCCACCCACCGCCCCGUCCCCACCAGCACCCCGCCCCAGCUCGCCGCCCCCCAGACUCCUCCACGGGGCACGGACAUCCUGGGUUCCGUGCAGAGCAUCGUGAGGGCCGCCUCGGGGGACGAGCAUCGCCUCGCCGCCACCAAGACCGUCGGCAACGCCUCGCCGCCGCCCCUCGAUGUGUUCGCCGGCGUGCCCGCCGCGGCAGGCUUUGUGCCUAGCGCGCGUCUGGAGCCCGUGCUGCAGAGUGUGCCCCGCUUGGCCUCCCCACCCCCCACCCCCACCCUGGCGCCCCGCAACGAGCUCCGCCCCUCUUCCGCCGCCCCCGCCGCCCUGCAGCCCCAAGGCCUCACCACCGGCCACUACCUGGUGGCUGUAGGCCGCCCGGUGCCCCCGGAGGUCCGGGACGGAGGCCUCGUGCUGCCAGGCGACGGGGACGUGGUGGUGGGGCGCCCAGCGGCACACAUCCAGGCCCCACAGCACGCCUCGCCCCACACCCCGCCCACACGCCCCGCGGGGCAUGCGCCAGACCCCGGGGACGCUCACAUGGAUGACCACAGCCGCGUCACCACCCAUGGCCCCAUCCACAGCCCCACCCACAGCACCACCCACACCCCUGCCCACGCCCUCUCCUUCACUUCACUCCACAGGGCUGACUACACCUCCGGCUCUGACCCCGCUCUCAGCCCCGCCCCUGCCCCCAGCCCCGCCCAUGUGCUGACCCAGCUGCCGGGGCCGCAGCAGGUGGUGCUGGGCUCCGUGGCGCCGUGGACCCCCGAGGAGGUGCGUCCGCUCCUCGCCUUCAUCAGACGCAAGUACGGCGAGGCGGUGACGCACGUGCCGCCCUCCGUCACCAGCCUGCAGGCACUCAUCAGUUCCGGCCGCGUGCCCGAGGUGUUCCACGGCCCGAAGGUGCUGGACGGCCUCAAGACCACCACGGCCGCCGCCACGCCGCUGUAUCGCCCAAUGACGCUGCGGCGGCGGCAGGGCGAGGCGUGGCGCGGCGAGGUGGCGGUCAGGAAGUCGCAGGAGGCGUUGGGGGUGAGCAGCGGCGGACGCUUCGUGGCGCUGUCAAGCCUGGCGCUGCUCAUGGCCUUCUGCGGCUACCUCAUUUUCGCCAGCAGCCCGGAGAAGGUCACGCAGCCCAGGGGCGCCACGGGGGUACUGGUGACGGCCGUGGAGGAGGCGAAGAAGGGGCUGAACCUCCUCCUGCAGGAUUUGGAUGAGUAUGAAGACCACCUAAGGAACAUGGAGGAGAAGGAGAAGGAGGAGGAGAAAAAUGGGAACGAAAUCUUGCCACAGAAGACCAAGAACGAAGAAAAGAAGGAGGAAGGGCAGAAGGGAGGGCUAAUUAAAGACAUUCCGAGCAUCCUGACGAAGAUCUGGGACGUGGUGGUGCCCCCGGAGGUCCGUGGCCCAAACAGUGUCUUCAGCUACUUCUCCAGCGGCCUCGGUUUCGCCAACUCAUCCCGGACAAGCAAGCGUCUCACCGUUUUCCUCAAGCCGUACCAGCCGAGUCUCCCCUCCCUCAGCGACCUGAAAGAAAACGGGAUAAAGUUUAUGAACCAAGUCACGGAAAACGGGGCCGAGUUGCUUAUCAAGAGCGUUAGAGAUAAAGGGUUCGAUCUCAUUCAAGUGAACGGAUCCGAGUCUACUGACAACGGCACAUCGGUUCUCACGAGGGAUAGAGUGUCCUCGGUGAUACAUUCGUUCCUGGAUUCACUUAACGUCCAACCCGUCACAGAUUUCGUCUCCCGCCUAGUGGAACCUUUUGAGCCAACAUCGGGUCUCACAAGUCAAGGCAACGAGACGGAAAAAGUGAACCAAGGGACCAAAAACGAACUGAACCAAGAACCGGAGGACAUUACGACCACGAUGAACUUAAACCAAGACCAAGAGAAUAAGAAGAACAACGAUCUCGAAAAGGAAGACAAGAAUAUGAAAGAAAACAAGGAGGAGGAGGAGGAUAUGAAGGACGAAGAAGAGAUGAAAGAGAAUAACAAUAAUGAGAAGGAAAAAGAGGAAAAUGAAGACAAAGAAGAGAACAAAAAAGACAAAAAAGAUGAAGAGAAAGAAGAAAAGGAAGUAAACAAAGAUGAUAAAGAGAUGUCUGAAGAAAAUAAAGAUGAGGAAAAGAUGUUGGAGGAGGUGAGGAAACAAAGAAAGGAGGAAGAAGAAGAAGAACAAAGUGAUAUACUAGAAAGUGAAUACCAGGAGAUAAUUGAGUGGAUAGAACAAAUAGAAAACCAGGAAUUCAAAAACAGAAAUGAAGACGAGGAGGUAUUUGAUGAAGAAGAGAAAGAGAAAAUGACCAAUACGGAAGAAAGAAACAGCAACACAUGGACGAAGAAAGAAGAAAGAAAAGAAGGGAAAGAAGAAAAAGAAGACAAAAUAAAUCAAACUAAUGAAGAAAGAGAAUUGAAAGAAAUCUUGAAUAAUCUACUCCACGUUGGAAAUCUACCUCUCUCUGGCUCUUCCUCCUUUCCUUCCUCCUCCUCCUCCUACUUCUCCUCCUUUCCCUCUCGUGUGGUAGCUUACGUGGACAACAUCCCUUUUAGCCAGGUGACUCAAGAGCUCCAAGAAACCUGAAUUUACCUGUUAAUGAACCCGAUUUACCUGAAAGGGCUUUGAGAAUUACCUGAAGACUAUUUCGAAUGACCACGAAUCCCAAAAUUAUAUUAAAGAGCAACAAAAAUAUAACCGCACACAGUUAAUAUUAGUUAAUGUAGUUAAAACACUUUAUAAUCAUUGUUUUGAGUAUCAUGGAAACUGGAUUUUAAAGGGAACUAGACAAGGGAAGGCAUUAGGGUCUGGAUGGUACUGUUAAGGUGUUAAUUAGGUUUUUUGAAAUACCUGAGUAAGUCGUAUUUUUUGUAUAACUAAGGUGGGAUUUCCAUUUACCUGUCUGUCUGUCUGUCUGUCCGGUGUGAAGGGUGAUAUUAUAAUCGUCUGUGUUCAUCUGUUAGUCAAUAUACACGUUCCUUUUUAAUGUGGUGAAGGAAGCCUGCACAAUCUGUUUCCAUGGGUUCCUGUUCAAGAGUCUGUUAAGUGUGCGUCUGUCUGUCUGUCCGGUGUGAAGGGUGAUAUUAUAAUCGUCUGUGUUCAUCUGUUAGUCAAUGCGUUCCUUUUUUUUUGUAGUGAGGAAGCCUGCACAAUCUGUCUCCAUGGGUUCCUGCUCACGAGCCUGUUAAGUGUACGUGUGAGAAUAAGUCCUGUCAUGCUAAAGAAGUGUGUGCAUGCAUUAGUUUACAGUGAAGGAGGCAACUGAAAGGCAGAGUAAAGGAUGCAAAAAGUCACUGCUGGUCUUGAAAAUAGUGAACAGUGAAAUUUUCGAAACGGAGAAGCCAGGAUUAUUUGAAAAGGUGUCUUGAUGCAUAUAAAUGAUAAAAGAAAUAGAUACAUAAAUCAUUAGUGAGGAUUGAUCAUUAAAUACUAUGUAGUGGAUUCAAAGAGAGUUGGAUUCUCUUUAUCAUACAUUUCGAUUCCUUAUUCUUACACGCAGUUUGUAUCACCCACACCCAUAUAGAUGCUAGACACAGAGGCUUUUUAUGUUAUGUUGUGUGUGUGUGUGUGUGUGUGUGUGUGUGUGUGUGUGUGUGUGUGUGUGUGUGUUUACCGGGCAUUAUCUUUAA